This is a messenger RNA of Monodelphis domestica (gray short-tailed opossum), 1620 nucleotides long. RefSeq names its product testis specific serine kinase 4 (gene TSSK4). Gene Ontology annotation, cellular component: cytoplasm. The record is from RefSeq and is a predicted model, not a curated record. Gene Ontology annotation, molecular function: tau-protein kinase activity; ATP binding. Gene Ontology annotation, biological process: protein phosphorylation; microtubule cytoskeleton organization; intracellular signal transduction. NCBI's taxonomy places the organism in Eukaryota, Metazoa, Chordata, Mammalia, Didelphimorphia, Didelphidae.
GGGCAUUCCGUAACCAGGAGGAGGAAGAAGGAACAACAACUACUAGAGACAAAAAGAGCAGUCCACCCCUCCUCCUUCCUCUCCCCCUCCAGAUUCCUAAUAGAAAACAUAGUCCUGUGGCCCCAGCUGGGCUGGAUAUACAGGCAAGCAUUUGGGGGUCAGCCUCACUUCGGCGCCGCAGCCCCCAGCGGCCAAGGGCGUCAGCCUCCCUGGACGGCAAAGCCAACCCAGGCCAACGUGCCCCUCCGCCCAGCACUGCUACUACCAAGGGGCGAGGGGAUGUCACUGAGGCUUCAAAAGCACCAACAACAACCCAAGUGGUCUACCGCUCUGUCUUGGAAGAGUAUGGUUAUGAAGUAGGCAAGGUGAUUGGUAAUGGCUCUUAUGGCACAGUCUAUGAGGCCUACUACACUAAACAAAAAGUGACUGUUGCUGUCAAGAUCAUCUCCAAAAAGAAAGCCUCUGACGACUAUCUUAACAAGUUCCUGCCCCGUGAGAUCCAGGUGAUGAAAGUCUUGCGGCACAAGUUCCUAAUCAACUUCUACCAGGCCAUCGAGACCACAUCUCGUGUGUAUAUGAUCCUAGAACUGGCUCAGGGGGGUGAUGUUCUUGAGUGGAUCCAACGCUACGGAGCCUGCUCUGAGGCCCUUGCCGGCAAGUGGUUCUCCCAGGUCACCCUGGGCAUCGCUUACCUGCAUAGCAAGGGCAUCGUGCACCGCCCCCGCCUGACCCCCAGGCCUUCUGCUGCUGGUAGGGACCUAAAGUUGGAGAACCUGUUGCUGGAUAAGCGGGAAAAUGUGAAGAUCUCUGACUUCGGCUUUUCCAAGAUGGUGGCGACUGUCUCCCCGACCCUGAAGAACCCUUUACAGCACCUCGUAGGCUGCUUUUCUCACCUCAGCCAGACCUAUUGUGGUAGUUUCGCCUAUGCUUGUCCAGAGAUCUUGCUGGGUUUGCCCUACAACCCCUUCCUCUCUGACACGUGGAGCAUGGGCGUCAUUCUCUACACACUGGUUGUUGCCCAUCUACCCUUCGAUGACACCAACCUAAAAAAGCUGCUUCGAGAGACCCAGAAGGAGGUCAACUUCCCACAUAACCACCCCAUCUCUCCGGACUGCAAGAACCUGAUUCACUCGAUACUUCGCCCGGCUGCCAAGCGGGCCUCCAUCCUGGACAUCAUCAAGGAUCCCUGGGUGCUCAAGUUCCAGCCAGAGAGGCCCACCCAAGAAAUCCAGCUGCUAGAGGCUCUGUGCCUACCACAAACCAACACACGGACUCAGGAGGCUGCAAGUUGAGUAGGACUGGGGAAGGAGGCAGGGAGAGAGGGGAUUAAGGUAGGGUUGGGGGUGGGGAGAGGGAAGGCAGAACCCCCUUCUCUCUCUUUUUUUUUUUAAUAUACAAAAAGUCUCAUUCCCAUUUAGUUGUAUCAGCAGGGGAAAAGAAAUUAUUUCCCCAGGGAAAGCUUGGAAAAAGUCACUUCUAGACUGUUCUAGAGGUUGGCUUCCAUCUGUAGUCUGCAAAGGUAUUUUAAACUUAUAUAUUGGCCCGUGCUUUCUUUGUGCAUACAGGGUGGGAGGAGAUGGAGAAUAAGAAAAGUAUUUUGUUUUGCUUAUCUCCUUCAAA